AUGACACAACCCACCUACUCCCUCGGAGACCUCGUGCGCGAAGUAUCUAGCGCAAUUCAAGAUGUCGACGAACAAGUCCUCAGCUCAGACUACAUACGACACGAAGUAAUCGGUCUAAAGAGGGGGCCUGGCGGCGUGACCUCAUACUCUGGCUUCAAGCCCUUCGGCUUCGAGCCGGUGAGUUUCGACUACUCCGACCCGGAAGCGCACUUCGCCAACUUCGAUGCGAUCCGGCUGUGGGAAAAGUACUUCGCCUUCGUGCUGCGCGAGUGGAAUCUCGACGAGCACGGGGAGCGCAUGGGUAAUUCCGAGCUCAACUUCGUGAUUGAAAGGUUGAGUGCGUCAGCGACACAGCUGGAUCACUACGGCCCCCUGCUUGUGGCCGAGUACGCAGGGGUUCGGAAUGCGCCCACGAGACGCGUUCAGGGUAUUAAUAAGCGGCAGACGCUGCUAAAUGGUUUCUUGUACAGCGCUGAAGUCGCGCUUGAGGUUUAUUAUAAGAAGAGAACUUGCGUAGAUGUCCUUCCCACGUUGCGGCAAAGACGUCCCGUGACAAAAAGUAACACGACAGAGCCAGCAUCAGAAUCUGAAGAGAUACAAUCUUCCAACUCCGAGCUUGAAGUAGAAGAGAGUAGGCGAAGUAGAAAACUGCUUAGGACACUGUUCAGCGGCUUUAUUAGCGAUAGCACCCUGAUCACAUGUGUAACACUCUUCACCCUCGCCUCAGCAAUACUAUCAGCAUAUGGAUUCAGCGUAGCCAUUCAAACACCUAAAGACGCCAGCUGGGAUAGUCCCGAGUUCUACAACACGGCGCAAAACGCCUUGAUGCAGCUGCUAGGUCUGUACGUGACAAUUGUGCCCGCUCUUCGCCACAAGAACCUGCAGAGCUCAUACCACCGCUGGAGCUGGGUGCUCGCGGGCCUGAGCUUCAUAGCCCCCUUUGUAGCGAUCGGCUACUUUCUCCACGGUCCCGAUGCCAGUCAAUUGGUGCUGUUUGUGGGAUCUGCCAUCCAGUCGACCAUCAUACUGCAGCUGAUCUGGGCGGUGGACGACAUGGAAAAGAAGCGGAAGUAG
Xylaria bambusicola is the source of this 1074-nucleotide messenger RNA. RefSeq lists its product as uncharacterized. Lineage: Eukaryota; Fungi; Ascomycota; Sordariomycetes; Xylariales; Xylariaceae. The record is from RefSeq and is a predicted model, not a curated record. The transcript has 3 exons. The coding region runs from base 1 to 1074 and encodes 357 amino acids.